CAACUAGCACUCAGAACACCGACAAGACUCCCGUUCAACGAGGAAGAGGCCCACGAUGGCCGAACCGACGGAUGCGCUGGGCCUCCUCAGCGCCGCCCUGUCGGCUUCCGACCCCAAGGUCGAGGCCAGGCAUCUCCGCCAGCUCUAUGACCUGUUCCAGUCGCAGCCCGGCAACAUUGCACCUCUGUUUCCCAGCCUGUUCCCGCUCAUGGGCCGGGCAAGCGAACAGACGAAGAAGUGGAUCGUCGACGUCAUGGACCUGAUAUUUUGCAAGCCGACCUUGAGCCCCGCUGGCAGGGCUGCCUUGUCAAUCCACCUUCCCAGUCAUCUUCUCGGUCUCCUGCAGGACCACGACUUGCGAUACGCCAAAGUCGCAAUCUCUGUCUUCGCCAGUGCCUAUCAGCCGCUCUUUCGCCACUGCUGCCAGGACCGUUCGGCUGCCAAGCUAUGGCCCACCAUCGAGGCCAUCAAACGAAGGAUCGUAGAAUUGUUUGACAGCUCGCACCAGAUGGGCAUCAAGCUGGCAGCCUUGAAGGCUUUCCAACGUGUUAUCAUCGUUCAGACGAGACCGAAUGGCGACACAGUUUCUACGAGCUCCAAUGACGCUAACAUCGGUAUGGUCCCACCUGAUCAUCCCACAAUUCGAAUCGCGAGUCUGGAGACGGAAGCCAACGAGCGCUUGACUCAGGUCGUAACUCUCAUUUUCACCAACAGUGUCUCCGACCUCGUCAUUGCCUCGAUGAACAGCCUGUCGACAUUGGCUAAGCUUCGGCCUUCCCUGAGUCCUAUCGUGCUGGAGGCCUUGGUCAGCUGGAAACCGCAGGCCCUCUCCAACCUUCCUUUCUCUCUUAUCAAGAACGUCGAAAAGACGCUGAGAAUCAUCUACCUCCAUUUUCACCCAAAUCGAAACUCUCUGGCUGGUGGCUAUGGGCCUCAGAUCCUCGAAGCUUUGUCUGAGCAGAAGGGACGAAUGGAGGCUGCAAAUCGCGAGGAAGAGGCGAGAAAGGAGGAGGAGGCCAGGGUCAGACGCGAGAGGAUAUCUGAAGAGCUUGAAGGAUCUUCAAGCAGGAAGAAGGUCAGGUUUACGGGACUGGAGGCGGAGACAGAAAGCUCGUCUUCGACUCCGCUACGCCUCAACGACAGUGGGGCAGAAGCCAUGGCGGCCGCCGCUGCAGCGAUACCAACAAUCACCACAGAGGAAAAAGACAUUGAAUCGGCCAAUGCGUUUCGACGAGCGACCCAGGUUGGGAAUCAGCCCAAUCCGCUGGCCUCGUUCGAUGUCACGACCUUACCUUUGCAUCUUGUCGUUGAGCUCAUCAUCGCGAACUUGCAGGCGAGGUCGGAUUCAGAGCUACAAAGUGCUAUCGAAAGGACAAGAGGCAAUCUCAACGGGCAUGACGCUUCGAACAGAUCACUGCUGCCGACGCCACUACAUCCAGGCGCACCACCUGGGGCUCCGCCAACGAUGCCAAAGCAGGAGGACUCUGCGGAAGGACAAGCACAAGACCCGCUACAAGCAGAUCUGGGCGAGGAGGAGGUGGUUGGACAAUUGGCCGAUGAAUUGGAACAGGCAUCAAGCUUGCAGGCGCUGCAGAACUUCACACUCGUAGCGCCGAGCCAUUUAGGACUCGACGAUGCCAAGGCUCUGAUUCGCGAAUCGAUAGGUCGGCUUUGCGAGGGAGAGGAGCUGUCAGUCAGCACAGUCGAGGCUGAUGGAGGCGUACCCUCGUCUCUUUGGGCGAUCCUCUUGAUACGACUGGCGACGAGAGGGUUCGGGUCGCAAGGGUUGGAAGCGAAGGAUGAGGGAGCAAAUGGAACGCUGGCGCUGCUGUCCUCGACGUCACCGCAAGCCGACUCCAUACGACAGUUGAUGCUCGAGUUCGUCAAGGCCGACUUUCCUCGCCGCAUUGCGUUUGCCUCCCAGUGGAUGGCCGAGGAAUUCCACUGUCAUGUUCUGGCUCGCAAGCAAGGCAUUGGGAACGACACUGACGAUGCUUAUUCCGAGUGGCUCACCAAAAUCGUCGAAGCCGUGAUCCCGACUAUCGAUGGCAAGGACAAGAGCCUUCAGACUUUCCUCAACCAAGUGCCAAAGAUUCCCGACUCUGUCGUGAACUCUCUGAAGCAAUUGUGCACCGACAAGUCCAAAAUGGCCGUCGGAUUCACAAUGCUGAGAGACAUGGCUGCCACAAGGCCGCCGGCACGGGCUGCGUCGAGCGACAUUCUGCUGAGCCUCACGCGGAGCGAAGAUAGGAUGACGAGAAACGCUGCGAUCAUCACUGUGCGCGCUUGGGUAGAGAAUGGAGGGGCGUUAGAGGACAAGGUGCUCGACUAUGGAAGAAACGGGUUGAAACGCUUGACCGUGAAAAACCCUCUUUCGGACGAAGGAAAGGAGCUGGCGACGAAGGCAAAGAAGGGCGAUGAGGGGCAGGAAGAGAAGAUGGACGACGAGGAGCUGGAGGAGGGUGAGACAAAGAAGAGCAGCGCGGCGGAUGACCCCACCAAAGAGCUCUCGGAUGAGGAUGAUGUCGUCCGCUUCGUUGCUCUGCCCUUCGCGCUGUGCAUCAAAGUGCCCGACAUGCUCGACGACAUUUUCAGGGAGUUUCCCGAGAUGCCACCCGCAGUCCAGGCCGCCGUCCAGAAGCAUAUCCAAGCCCUUAUUCGCUCGCCCCGAACGGCAAAGCUCAACAGUCAGAAGCUCGACACCAACAAACUCAUCGACAUCCUGUCCAACUACCGUCCAGAGACAAGCAAGCUGGCUUUGACGGCUUUCCAGGUCCUGACCGAAGCUGGCACGACGCCGAGACUGGUACAACUCGUCAAAUCGCUAGCUGAAGAGCACGAAAUCGAUCCUAGAUUCUUCGUACCUAUUCUACCAGACUUGGACAAGAAUGAGAUUAUCAAGUACCUUCCUCGCGUUGUCACGAUCCUCAAUUCGGAGUCACCGGAAGACCGCGAGACCCUCAAGUCUGUUUUCACAUCUAUCGUCGAAGCGCCAGCUCAAGGCUUUGGGAGCAUUUCAACGAACCUGCCUCGUGUCCGACAGACAGAGUUGCUCACGCCAGUCGAGCUCAUGGGUCUCUUACAUCGUUCUGAGAAGGAAAUUGGGCUCAAAACAGCAGCGGAAGCCAUUCGCACGUGUUUCGGCAUGACAAACGUCUUUCGGAGCGAGGUACUGGCAGCUGUGCUCAAUCAAAUCGUCGAAGAACCGGUCUUGCCAGUCCUGUUCAUGCGAACUGCUAUCAUGGCCGUCAAAACGUACAAGUCGCUCUCGUCGUACGUCUCGCGGACGUUUCUCUCUCGUCUCAUUUUGAAAAAGGUCUGGCAGACUCCUUUGCUGUGGGACGGCUUCGCCUUGUGCGUCAAACAGACCGCUCCGGCUUCCUUUGCGGCGCUUAUACAAUUGCCGAAGGAGCAGUUGCUCGACGUCCUAGCCAAGCAACCGAGCCUGAAAGAAGGGCUCAGAGACUACCUGACGAAGAAGGCGGGAGGUAAUCGCGCCAGAUUGCUGGGUUAUCUCGAGAUGCUAGGCGAAGACUCGCCUGCGGAUGCAUCUUCACAUUCGCCCACCCUGGGAGACGCACCUGGGUCGCCUCAUCAAGGAGGUGUAGCGACCCCAGCUCUGGAGCAAUCGCCAUCGACGCCGUCCACUCCCGUUGUGCACCCUCCAUCAGCUCCUCCGCUCGCCGGACAGGAGUAGUUCAUUUGUCGAACCAAAAAAAAACUCAAUCUGUAUUCUUAGAACACCUCACCUUUUCUCAUUUACCCUCUUUGCCGCCAAUCCGUGGACAGACCUACUUUUAUUGACUAAUAUUGAAUCAAG
Acaromyces ingoldii is the source of this 3820-nucleotide messenger RNA. RefSeq lists its product as hypothetical. NCBI's taxonomy places the organism in Eukaryota, Fungi, Basidiomycota, Exobasidiomycetes, Exobasidiales, Cryptobasidiaceae. Bases 56 to 3697 code for a protein of 1213 amino acids. The transcript has 5 exons. Gene Ontology annotation, cellular component: mRNA cleavage and polyadenylation specificity factor complex. The record is from RefSeq and is a predicted model, not a curated record.